Daucus carota subsp. sativus is the source of this 805-nucleotide messenger RNA. Its product is annotated as protein VERNALIZATION 3-like. Bases 106 to 639 code for a protein of 177 amino acids. The transcript has 4 exons. The record is from RefSeq and is a predicted model, not a curated record. NCBI's taxonomy places the organism in Eukaryota, Viridiplantae, Streptophyta, Magnoliopsida, Apiales, Apiaceae.
GAUACACUAGUGAGUUGCUAUGUAUAAGUUAAACACACUUGCGUAGACACUUUGAGUUUGACAUACUCUCACGCUCACAACAUAAAUAUCUUUGCCAUUUUAAUUAUGCCGCCUAGAGGCGAUCCUCUUGUUGUUGGUAGGGUUAUAGGGGAUGUUUUGGAUCCAUUCACCCGUUCCAUUUCUCUUGGUGUGAUAUAUAACAACAGAGAAGUGAACAACGGCUGUGAGUUGAGACCUUCUCAAAUUAUCAACCACCCAAGGGUUAAUAUUGGUGGAGAUGAUCUCAGAACUUUCUACACUCUUGUUAUGGUGGAUCCUGAUGCUCCCAGUCCAAGUGAUCCAAGUUUGAGAGAAUACUUACACUGGUUGGUCACUGACAUUCCUGCUACAACUGGAGCACAUUUUGGCCAUGAGAUGAUGCUCUACAAGAGUCCAAGACCGUCGAGUGGAAUCCACAGAUUCGUUUUCGUGUUGUUCAAACAACUGGGACGACAGACAGUCUACGCUCCACCAUGUCGCGAGAACUUCAACACCCGAGACUUUGCAGAACAAUACAAUCUGGGUUCGCCUGUUGCUGCCCUCUAUUUUAAUUGCCAGAGAGAGACUGGUUCUGGUGGCCGAAGAAGACCACCAAAUUAGAGACUCUUGCCGCGUUAAUUAUUAGCCUGCAUCAUGGUAUCAUAGUUGAUCUGUUAGCUAGGGUUACUGCGACUUGCAGGCAGAGAAUAAAUUCCAUGUUACAUUUGUAUUACCAAGUGCUAUAAUAAUCUGUAUUUUGCUGCUCAUAGUAAAAAUGCGCGCGUUA